Molecule: messenger RNA, 937 nt
Organism: Salvia hispanica
Lineage: Eukaryota; Viridiplantae; Streptophyta; Magnoliopsida; Lamiales; Lamiaceae
Product: ras-related protein Rab11B-like
Molecular function (GO): GTPase activity; GTP binding
Source: RefSeq, a predicted model, not a curated record
CUUCGCAUUAUGCAUUCAUCGCUCUUUCCCACUUACCAUCUUCACAAAUCCCCACAAAUCUCUCGGGAAAUUGCCUGCGAUAUUGCAAUUUGCAAAUCCAAUCAUCCAGAUCCAAAUCCAAUCGAUCUAUAUAAACACACAUACACUGACGCAUUUGGAUAAGCGGAGAUGGCGGGCGGCUACAGGGCGGCGGAGGACGACUACGACUACCUCUUCAAGCUGGUGGUGAUCGGCGAUUCCGGCGUCGGAAAAUCGAAUCUGCUGUCGCGAUUCGCUCGCAACGAGUUCUGCUUGGACUCCAAGUCCACCAUCGGCGUCGAAUUCGCCACGCGCAGCAUUCGCGUCGAUGAUAAGGUCAUCAAGGCUCAGAUUUGGGAUACCGCCGGCCAGGAACGAUAUCGCGCGAUCACCAGUGCCUACUACCGGGGAGCAGUCGGGGCGCUAAUCGUGUACGACGUCACCCGGCAAGUAACUUUCGAAAGCGUUGAGAGAUGGCUGAAGGAGCUCCGAGACCACACGGAUCAAAGCCUCGUGAUCAUGGUGGUAGGCAACAAGGCGGAUCUGCGCCACCUCCGGGCUGUCUCGACCGAAGACGGGCAAGGUUUCGGCGAGAGGGAGAAGACGUAUUUCAUGGAGACAUCAGCACUUGAGUCCUUGAAUGUUGAGAAUGCUUUCACGGAAGUGCUCACACAGAUAUACUCCGUGGUCAGUCGGAAAGCUCUUGAGGUUGGCGACGAUCCGGCAGCGAUUCCGAAGGGGCAAACCAUAAACGUCGAUGCUCCACCAGUCAAAAAGAUCGGUUGCUGCAGCGCGUGAUCCCGGAAUUCAUCUUCAAGUUAAAGAACAAGUGAACAGAAUUUACAUUGAUUUGAUUUUCUUUCUUGUGUAAUGUAUGUGGAACUACAUAUUAAUAUCUAUACUACAAGCCUUUUAACAA